AUGAAUAGAUAUUCAAAAAUUCUUUCGUCUUUCAUUUCUUAUAAUGCUAAAAAUCAAAUCAUUCUAGCUAGAUAUCAACAUACAUCAAUACCAAAACCAGUCACAUUAGUCGAAGAUGUCUAUAAUCCAUCAAAUGGAACAGCUGAUCCAGAGCGAUGUUUGAUCAUCGCACAUGGUCUUUUUGGUUUUCGUACUAAUUGGAGAUCAUUAGCAAAAGCUUUUAGUGAUCGUGCAAAUAUAAAAGUAGUCACAGUUGAUAUGCGCAAUCAUGGAGAUUCUCCACAUACAGCAUCUAUGACAUAUUUUGAUAUGGCGUCGGAUUUGAUGCAAACAAUUCGAAAACAUAAAACACCAAAAACAAUUUUAAUGGGUCAUAGUAUGGGUGGUAAAGCGUCAAUGCUUGUUGCUUUACAAGAACCGGCACUUCUACGAAAAUUAAUCGUUGUUGAUAUUGCACCAACCGUAAGUGCAUCUUUAGGUGAAAUUCCAUUAUAUAAUCGAAUUUUACUGGAUAAUAUCGAUAAAAUACAACACGAGAAAGAUAUAGUAGCGGCAAGACGUGCUAUGGAUAAAAUAUUACAAACAUCAGUUGAAUCAUUAAAGAAUAAAAGUAUUCGCGAUUUUCUUCUAAUGCUCAUUGUUCAUGAUGAAGCGAGUGGUCAAUUUGUUUGGCGAGCAAAUUUAGAAGUUCUUGAAGAAUAUAUGGACGAUAUUAUGCAUUUUCCCAAGGAAUUUGAUAAUGCAACAACGAAUGUUGAAACUUUAUUUAUUGGUGGAGGAAAAUCAAAUUAUAUAAAUGAUGAAGCAAUCCCUAUCAUGGAACGUUUAUUUCCUAAACAUCGUCUAAUUCGAAUUCCAAAUGCUGGUCAUUGGGUACAUUCAGAACGACCACAGGAGUUUUUAAAAUGUGUUUUACCCGAAUUAGAAAUAAAAUAA
Molecule: messenger RNA, 936 nt
Organism: Adineta steineri
Lineage: Eukaryota; Metazoa; Rotifera; Eurotatoria; Adinetida; Adinetidae
Source: the annotation of a GenBank genome assembly